Molecule: messenger RNA, 1361 nt
Organism: Phycodurus eques (leafy seadragon)
Lineage: Eukaryota; Metazoa; Chordata; Actinopteri; Syngnathiformes; Syngnathidae
Gene: nudt15
Product: nudix (nucleoside diphosphate linked moiety X)-type motif 15
Exons: 3
Coding region: 108-569 (153 amino acids)
Biological process (GO): dGTP catabolic process
Cellular component (GO): cytosol
Molecular function (GO): 8-oxo-7,8-dihydrodeoxyguanosine triphosphate pyrophosphatase activity
Source: RefSeq, a predicted model, not a curated record
AUGGGUGAGUCCUCUUUUGCAUUUCACGGCUAGCUUCCCUCCGGAGCACAAACCUGUAACUUGUAAGUUCGUUUUGUUUCCAAGUGUACAUUUUAUAACUCGAACAGAUGUCACAGAACGCCGCGAGACGUCCCGGGGUUGGGGUGGGUGUCCUGGUCACAGAUUCGGCUCAUUCGGGCUGUGUCCUCGUCGGAAAAAGGAAAAGUGUGACGGGAAAAGGGAAGUACCAACUUCCCGGCGGCCACCUGGAGUUUGGGGAGACGUGGGAGGAGUGUGCUGAAAGGGAGGUGUUGGAGGAAGCUGGCCUGCAUUUGGUGAACGUCCGCUUUGCCUCUGUGGUGAACUCCAUCGCACUGGAGGAGCAAUAUCACUAUGUUGACAUCAUUAUCCAAGGAGAUUUAGACAAGGAGCGAUCCACAGAGCCGCAGAACUUGGAACCCGAGAAAAAUGAGGGAUGGACGUGGAUGCGGUGGGACCAGUUUCCUCCCGAGGACCAGCUCUUUUUGCCACUGGCUCACCUGAGAAAACAAGGCUACCAGCCCUUUACAAGUGCACAAGCAGAAACUUAAAGUAACUGUUCCAUUCUAUUCAUGAGUCAAAGAACCCUUCCGCUUUUCAUUGCUGCUUUGUAUUUGACUCUUUUGUAGCAAAGUGUACAAUGGCAUGUAAGAACUUAGACAUAAGAUCUUUAUUUUCACUCAUACAGAUGCACACAUUUUUCCAUGUGAUAUGAUGACCUGAGCACCAGCAUGACAAACAUUUCCUGUAUUGUAGCUAAGAGAGUCAGCCAUUCACAUAAACACAAUGUACCAAAAAAAAAAUCUUCCUAUUGUUGUGUCAAAACAUUCAUAUACAAACGCUAGUCAUGUGUUUUGUGAAUCUUGAGAUUUAAGAAUUCACGCAAAUGCUACUGUGAGCAACAAACGCUUGUUUUUCCUCCAGCAUGUGAUGCGUUCCUGUUUGGGUUUUAAUAUAGUAUUUAUUCAAUGUUCAUAAUUUGAACAAUAGGUGCAAAGAAAUAAAAUGUAAAUAUCCUAUUCGGAUUGUUAUGUAAAAUUUUCAGUGUCACAUGAUACUUGUGACUCCUACCACGACCAACACAGUCCAAAGUGUUGGCACGGUGGAUGCCACAGCGCCAUUAAAAACCUUGUUAUGGGCGUAGGUGAUUAUGUGCAGGGCUCCACUGUAGGCCUCCUCACAGGUGGGCUGGAUCUGAUCCUCAGGGAGCUGGAAGCCAUAAUGCCCGUCAUCUCUCAGCUCAAAGGUGUAGGAGAAGGGGAUUUCCUGCAUACGAGCCCAAUCUCUAGAAGAACCAGAGUUGGCAUCUGUUGAAGAUUUAACGCACAUUAUCAUCAUGAGGA